Telopea speciosissima is the source of this 540-nucleotide messenger RNA. RefSeq names its product zinc-finger homeodomain protein 11-like. The transcript has a single exon. Gene Ontology annotation, biological process: regulation of developmental process; regulation of DNA-templated transcription. Gene Ontology annotation, cellular component: nucleus. Lineage: Eukaryota; Viridiplantae; Streptophyta; Magnoliopsida; Proteales; Proteaceae. Gene Ontology annotation, molecular function: DNA-binding transcription factor activity; transcription cis-regulatory region binding. The record is from RefSeq and is a predicted model, not a curated record. The coding region runs from base 1 to 540 and encodes 179 amino acids.
AUGGAGAACCCCAAGAAAGAGUUUGUGUAUGGUGCUUGCAUGAGAAAUCAAGCAACAAACCUUGGUGGCCAUGUUACAGACGGUUGUCAAGCAUUCUUCCCAACCGCUGGUGGCUUCCAUUGUGGGGCAUGUGAUUGCCACCAAAACAUCCACCAGAAGAUAGUUGUGGUAGGCAGCGGUUGUAUUGAUGAUGGGAAGGGAGAGAGUAGCAAUCACACUGUGAAGGUUGAAACAGAGGAGGUGGAAGUGAGUGUGGACAGUCAAGAAGAGGAGAAGGAGGAGAAGCAGUUGCAAGAGCUCAUGGUAGCAGAGCAGCUACGGCAGCAACAGAAGCAUCAAGAGGUGGUGCAGAUUAGUAAGGGGAGGAGGCCAAGGACAAAGUUCACGGAGGAGCAGAGGCAUUGGAUGUUUGCAUUUGCAAAAAGUCUUGGGUGGAGUAUGCAUAAAAAUAGGUGGGAUGAGACCAACCAGUUCUAUCAGCAUAUUGGGGUGCCCAGGCAUGUUUUCAAGGCUUGGCUCCACAACCAUAAGAAUCGUUGA